GUUUGUGAACAAUCUUGUCUACUACGGGCUGAGUCUGAACGUGACAAAUUUUGGUCUGGACAUCUACCUGACACAGCUUGCAUUCGGAGCAGUGGAAAUCCCAGCCCGCGUUGGUUGUAUCUUCCUGCUGCAGUGGUUUGGGAGGAAGAAAUCGCAGGCUGUUCUCCUGUUGCUGAGCGGUCUGGUGUGUCUGAUCAUCACCGGCAUCCCUGAAGACCAGCCCAUGGUGACCACCGUCCUGGCCACCAUUGGCAAGUUCACUGCCUCGGCCUCCUUCUCCACCUCCUAUGUCUACUCUGCAGAGCUCUUCCCCACAGUCAUCAGGCAGACCGGUGUGGGGCUGUGCUCGAUGGUGGGGCGGGUGGCAGGGAUCAUCGCCCCGCUGAUCCUCCUCUUGGAGCAGUACCACCGGGCCAUCCCCAUGGCCAUCUUCGGGAGCACCCCUGUGGUGGGGGGGCUGCUCUGCAUCCUGCUACCAGAGACCUGCGGCAUCGACCUGGCAGAUGACACAGGGGAAGGCCGUCCCCCAGCUGAG
Mesitornis unicolor (brown roatelo) is the source of this 535-nucleotide messenger RNA. RefSeq names its product solute carrier family 22 member 13-like. NCBI's taxonomy places the organism in Eukaryota, Metazoa, Chordata, Aves, Mesitornithiformes, Mesitornithidae. The annotation marks the transcript as partial. Gene Ontology annotation, cellular component: membrane. The transcript is spliced from 3 exons. The record is from RefSeq and is a predicted model, not a curated record. Gene Ontology annotation, molecular function: transmembrane transporter activity. Gene Ontology annotation, biological process: transmembrane transport.